Sebastes umbrosus (honeycomb rockfish) is the source of this 1177-nucleotide messenger RNA. RefSeq lists its product as uncharacterized. NCBI's taxonomy places the organism in Eukaryota, Metazoa, Chordata, Actinopteri, Perciformes, Sebastidae. The transcript is spliced from 4 exons. The record is from RefSeq and is a predicted model, not a curated record. Bases 74 to 1153 code for a protein of 359 amino acids.
UUUUCUUCCAAUAAUACCUGUUUGUUUUUUAUAGUAAAAAUGUUGUUCUUAACAGUUUUAUUUGUUAGGUUACAUGGCCAGUGGUAGCAACCGCCACGACAGAGGUAUUGAAAACUUUCAACCUGGUGAUAAUGAAGUGCCUUCAACCAGCUACUGGGGAACACCUUUUCAGCGGAGGGGGAUCUUACAACCCCUAAACCAACUUUCAAAAGAAGAAGAUUCGGACUUUGAGGAACCAAAGAGCAGGCUUAAAAGACCAAAUAGACUUCAAUCGGGCCCUGUAAAAAAGAGGCAAAAGGAAGAGAAGGGGCGCCAUAGGGUUCAAGUGCAUACAAGACCGGUAAUUAAUGAGGGCAACAUUGACUCAACAUUGGAUGCAGUUGUGUUGGCUUCGGUUACCGAGACGAUUCGACGUGAAGAGGCAGAGGACGUGUGUGCUGUCGUGGAUCAAUUGAAGUCGUUAUUAGCAGCGCAGAGACAGCCGACCGCAAAGCUUGUGACAGAUAUUUCUCAAGAAGAAGAGGACAUUCAGCAGGGUGAGCGGGAACCAUACAGUGAAUGGGGGGAGAAUUUGAGUGUACCAUGUGGUUAUCCUAAGCUGGAUUGUUUUGAUUCACUUGUUGAUUUUGAGGAGAAAACCUCUGACACACUCCCUGCAACACAAACGUGUGUGGGGGAGGAUAAUGAACAGCCUGGUUCUUCAGAACAAUUAGAAUUACUCGUCUGGAGCGACCUCGAGGAUAUGUUGCUAUCCUCACAACGACAGGCAAUUCAUCCUGAUCAAUUACGUACACAAAGUGUGGUUGACUGUUGUGUCACUGAGGAUUUGUCAUUAGGGGGUGGGGUUGAUAUUGGCAACCGAUUUGAUAAAUUCGAAUGCAUGGUGAACAGUAAAUUAGCAGAAAUACAGAGGGAUAACAAAGAACAAUAUGAGUCUUUGAAUAGUAAAAUAGCCGAAUUAGAAAAACAAAACAACAACUUAUUAAAUACUGUUCUGGCUGAGUGUAAAUCAGAUCUAUUAUAUAGAGGUAUUCUGACUUCUGACAUCUGUGCCCUGCAUGCAGCCAGUGGAGAACUGGUUAGAAUCCAGAAUAAUAUGGUUACGGGUCUAUCACAUAUAUCAAACAUCCUAAAAAGCAGGUCUUCAUCAUAGUGCUCAAAUAUUAGCUGAUAACAU